Amphibalanus amphitrite is the source of this 1785-nucleotide messenger RNA. RefSeq lists its product as uncharacterized. The record is from RefSeq and is a predicted model, not a curated record. Gene Ontology annotation, molecular function: N-acetyltransferase activity. The transcript has 4 exons. Bases 362 to 1099 code for a protein of 245 amino acids. Lineage: Eukaryota; Metazoa; Arthropoda; Thecostraca; Balanomorpha; Balanidae.
ACCGCUUGAGGAGGUGCGACAUUUCUCUCCAAGCAAACAAUUUUUUGUCCCAUCUAAACUCGGCACACGACUGACGUGCCUGACACAAUCCAUGCGCCGGUACGUAAAUAUGGGCGUGGCCAAAGUCAGGGGGUGCUCUCACUAUCCAGCGUUUUCGUCAGAUGUAGCGAUCGAGCGUCAGAUCGGCGGCCACCGGCCCGGGUCUCGACUGGUGAGCGAUAUCGGCAGUGUUUAUAGUGUGUGCGGCCGCUGCCCUCGAUACUGACCGGCGGCGGCAGCGGCGGGCCCGCGACGACGGUCAGUCGACGGCCGGAGGCGGCACAAGAAGGUGGCCCGGAGGCGACACAGGAAGGCGGCAACCAUGUCGGUCCAGUCGGCCAUGUUCCAGAGGCUCUUCCAGCGGCGGCACAGGACCGUCAGCGGAAUGCACGACUACAACAUCGAGUACGUGCCCUACAGCCGCGACCGGCUGGACGAGAUCAUCGAGCUGAUGCUGGACACAUUCUUCACCCGCGAGCCACUGGCGAUGAGCGUCUCCAGCGCUCCGGGCUCCUCCCGCGAGGACGUCCUCAACUGGCUGCGGCCGUGCAUCUCCGGGUGGACGCACGAGGUGAUGCUGCUAGCCGUGGACGCCGACCGUGACAAGCUGGUGGGUGCCACGCUGAAUAACGUGAUCACGGCUGAGGACCGCGACACGUGGAGCUGGCCCCGACACGCCAACACCGAGUACGCCCGGCUGGUGUUCGGCUUUACAGAGGAGCUCGGCCACGAUGUGGACGUGUUCUCACAUUUCGGCGCCACGCGCGUCCUCCACCGGUGUAUGACGGCCGUACACCCGGACUACCACCACCAGGGCAUCGCCAAGGUGCUCGUCGACACCAGCUCGUUCGAGCUCGCGCGCAAGGAGGGCUGUGAGGCCGUGGUGGCCGGCGUCACCCACCGCGCCGCUCAGAAGAUCCUCAUCACACAGGGCUUCGAGGUGCUGCAGGAGCUACCCUACCUGGACAGCAAGACGCUCACAAACAGUCCCUACUUUGACGAGACGCGGCUGGGCCACCACAGGUCGGCCAAGCUGAUGGGUAUCUCACUGACCGACUAGUAGUCGGCAGACUGCUGGGCCUCGAUAACCCGGUUUGGGGCCGGGUUGCUGCAAUGAUAUCCCAGCUGUGUGUGCGUGCGUGUGUUGAUGUGUAUGUGCCGCGAGGAGUUUGGGGGGGGGGGGGGUGGCAGAGCUCUUCUCUGGGAUCGUACGUGUGUAUGUGAAGGAGGGGAGGAGUGCGAAAUAUCUUCUACUGGCUACGCUACGACAUAAGCAUUGUCUGAGUUAAAAGCGCCGGGAGUUCCGAGAUAUGCUAUAAUGGAGGAAGUAAUGAAUGGCAUACGAGGGGUGCUACAGUGGAAUGACGACGGACACCAUGUGUGCAACAGAGUACAUAUGUAUUGAUAAAUGUUGAGUGUUGUGGCUCCGGCUACUGACGGCCUGCUCUGAGCUGUCACGCCUCACCUGUGUAUUGUUCUUGUAAGUGAUGGGUAUGGCAUUCUAUCGUCUGCCAUACGUAGGCGCCGAGUGUCCGACUGUCUGAAGGCGCGGACUGUGUUCGGUCGCAUCGAAUGAUGUGACUCUAUUGGCUAGAGCGCCGAGUUGCCGCCGCGGUACAGUGAAUAUAACCUUAGACCUCUGUAUACCGGUAUACAAAGGUCUAUGACGCAACUGAUGUUGGAUACCUGCAUAUCGUGUAACAAUGCUUCUAGCGAAAGAUCGAGGCAAUAAAGUGACACAACAAA